UGUAUUUGGUGGUUUUUGUCCUCUUUUCCUAACAGAUAAUAGACAAAAUCGUCACUUAGCAUGCACUCUGUGUUGUGGAGGAGCUGUUAGAUCUUUUCCACUGCCUCUGUCUGUUUACAGAUUUGUGUAAGGUUCAUUCAGUUUUCCCCUCGGACGACCGCAGCCAAACCAAACAGAUGAUGCCAAACUGCUUCACUUCCCUUCGCUUGGUUUUCCAGUAGAGUUCACAUUGUCAACAUUGUCAUCAACAAACUGUUCCUGGCCAUGGAUGUUGUUGAGAAUUGCUUCCUGUGAGAACACCUCCUCCCUCCCUGCCUCAGCUCAUUUUUUCCCCAUUUUUAUUUUUCCUGCUGCAGAUUGAAGCUCUCACCCAUCAUCUCUCCAUUCACCCUCAGUUUAGAGCCCAGGGAAACAAUGUGUGAUACUUUUCUUUCUUCUGUAUUUUUCUCUGCCAUCGUGUGUUUUCUCAUUACACAUCUCUUUGUCCCGUGUUUUGUACCAGACAAAUCACAAAACUCAGCUUGUCCGCAGCCCUGUCUCCGGCAGCCAUGGAGACAAUCACCUGUCAAGGGCAAAACAUUGACAAAAAUUCAGAUGUAAAGAGGUUUGGAGGGAAAAAAAACAUUAUACUUGCAGCAUUCUGUAUUAUAUUUGUCAGGGGUGGAAAUGUCAUAGUUUUUAGCAGGUUGAUGGGAGCAGGACUCGCUGGGGAGGCAGAGGAGGGAUGUGUGGUGCCAUCAUGGCUGUCAGACUCGUCCUCUCCUCCCCUGAGGGCUCCUCUGUAGAUGGGCAGAUAUUCUCACUGCUUAUGGUAGAAAAGCAAAGAGGCAGCAGGGCACUCAUUCUAAAGGGUGGGGGAGAGAGAGAGAGAGAGAGAGAGGGUUUGCCCCACAUCUCCUUUGCUACAGCCAAACUACCCUCCGGUUCGACAGUCAGUGAUGAAUCCGUCUGCAGGCGACAGACCACUGAUCCACAGCUGACCCUCCUCUCGGAGCUUUCUCAAACCCGGACAGACAGAGUGAUGUUCAGGCUGCGGUCGGAAAAAGUCCGAAGAAAGACUGGAAACGGAGUCUAAAAACAAAAAAGCAGCAACAUCUUCAUCCGCCUCCUGCAUCUGAAACUUCACAGGAAACCGUUCACAGAUUCUCCCGGAGCGACCGUGUGUGUCUGAUUGGGACCUGGUGUGUGUCAGGGGGCUAUGGUGACGCGAUGUGCUCAGGCUGGUGUGAGGAGAGAUGUACCAGCGUCAGUGGAGGAAGACGAAAAGGUAAAGGAGUGGAUCUUAGUUCAUGGCUGUGUGUCUCGCUCUUGUUCUCCGUUCUGUGGGGCCAGGCGUCCCCCCAGUGCCCGGACAGCUGCCACUGCGCCUGGGACACGGCCACGGUGCUGUGCUCGGACGCCGGGCUGCGGGAGAUCCCGGAGGGGAUCCCACCAGACACCGUCUCCCUCCACCUCGAACGCAACUACAUCCGGAACAUCCCCGAGAACGCCUUCAGCGACCUCGUCCACCUGCGGGACCUGUACCUGUCCCACAACCGCAUCGACUCGCUCGCCUCGGGGGCCCUGCGGCACCUGGGGCCGGAGCUGCGCCUGCUGGACCUCUCGCAUAACCAGCUGAGGCAGGCCAAUAGGGAGGAGUUCGGCUCCACGCGAGCGAAGACCCGCCUCUACCACAACCCCUGGCACUGCGACUGCGCCCUCCAGGAGCUGAUGGAGACUCUGAACCUGGAGCCCGAGACUGUGAACGGGAUCGUGUGUGAGAGCUCUGUGCGGGGCGUGGGCGAGGGGAGCAGGUGGGAGGACCCGGGGUCGCAGGGCGAGCACGCAGGUCAACCUCUGGUCAAACUGUUGGACUCUGGGGUGAACUUCUGCAGCCUGCAGAGGAAAACCACCGACGUGGCCAUGCUGGUGACCAUGUUCGUGUGGUUCUUCAUGGUCAUCGUGUACGUGGUGUACUACGUGAGGCAGAACCAAGCCGAGGCCCGCAGACAUUUGGAGUACCUGAAGAGUUUACCCAGCCCACGCAAGACCCCCACUGAGACAGACACUCUGAGCACCGGCUUCUGAACUUCUGCUCGGCUCUAAUUUAAAUGGAAUAAUCAGCUGGUAGUUUUAUGGAGAGCGACUGAUGCAGUGGGGAGCUACUGUAAGUCGACUGUGGAGGACGCACACACAGAGGAAAUGAACCUUUUACAGCUGCGUUUUGUGAUUGCAAAAUUUCUUUAUAUUUGUUACUACUGAUCCCCUCCUGUGCUUUUCUUAAUAUUUCUUUUCCCGUUGUGUUUUUCUCAGUAGAGUAAAAAAUAAUAACCGAGUAUUUGUUUACUCAUUUUACCAUCUGCACAGGAGAGAAAAGAGAGGAAACCGAAAAACAAAAAAACAGCAGAUGAUGAAAGGAUGAAAUAAAAAUGUGUCAUAAUGAAGAAAUUCUUUGAACCUCACAACCCUCCAUCUCUCCUUGUAGUCCCUCUUCUUUUCUUCUCCCACCAUCCCUCACACUGUGCCCUUUUUUCUUUCGUUAAGGUCUAAUUAAGACUCUUUGACCAGCUGACCCUUAAUGAACACUUGAAAGGCACUAAUCAGGUGGAGUGUGUUUAUCAGGUUAAAGAGGAGAGCGUGUGCAAACUCAAAUGUGUGUCCUCAUCUAAUUGCUUGUCUCGUUUGUUGCUUGUACGUGUGCACAUGUGGUGCUUUUGCAUUGUUACAGCCCAUUUUUUUCACUUUGAUAACAUUGAUUUUGCACGGAUGCUAUUUAAGCCUCUCCCUGAUACACGGUCACUAAGCCGGUUGUUUCGGUGCCAGUGGAGAAGUGCUGAUCUAAAUUUACUCUCAGGGAGCCAUUAGAACUGGAGGUGAACCAUAUUGUUUCUAAGCCGCAGGAAUCAGCUCUAAAAUUAGCGUCUGUACAGCUGUCACUGACUGGAACAGAGAAAUUUCUCUCAGAAAUGGAUUGUGGUUGUAAAUUAUAUUAGAAUAGCCAUUUGUCCUGAGAGAAGCUGUUAGUUUAGCUUUAAUUAAUCCCUUGAGUCCUGCUUCCUCUCUGCGCUGACAAAUCUUUCUGUUUAAGCUGUAUCACUGAUUCUUUUUCCAGGCCGCUCUGAAAAGGAGCACUGAAUCAUUUUCUCAGUUAGAACAUUUAAUGCUUGUAAUGUUAAGAGUAAUGCACUGAAAAUCCAGCUCGGAGUAAACGGAACAACAACCUGACUGGAUUAACAGCCGCCAUUUUUAAUUUCACUCGAGUUCAUCGUAAUCAUGUUUACUGUGGCGUGGCAUUAUUCUGUGAGGGGAGGGCGUGUUGUGUGGUUAACGUAUGAAUAUUUGUCACUCUUCACAAAUAGCUGGCAACAUUUAAUGUGUUUUUAAUGGAUUAGGAGGAUGUUUUUAGCCGUUGCUAGCAGCUUGACUCUACAGAUGUCGGCAUGUUCAUCUGUCAGUCAACAAGGUUUGGAUGGAUGGUUAAAUACCUGCAAAGUAAUGUCAUUAUUCCCAUCAUCCUCCGCUGUACUUUCUGUUGACUACUAGUUAGCCAAUGCUGGAAUGCUAACAUGCUAAACUAAGAUGGUUAGCAGUCAUUGUAAACAUUAUACCUGCUAAACACCAGCAUGUUAGCCUUGUCAUUGUGAGCAUGCAGCUAGCAUGGCUGUAGACUCUUACUGUUCAUGUGUCUUUAAUCCCUGAUGGAUUAAAGUGUACAGUUACAAACUCCUAAAUGUUCAUGGCUGUAGUAAAGUAUAACUGUACGACAUUUUAUCUAACGACUGGUCGGGAGGAGCGGACGUCAAACAUAGUGUAGGUCAACUUUCUGUGUGCUGUAAUGUGCUAAAUGUGGCGUGUGUUGUUUAAUCUACAGAGAAAGACUGUUCAGGAUGAAGACAUACUGUGAAUUAGAAGUAGAGUCAGUUUAAACUCUGAGUAGAACGGUGUUGAUGUUGUCAUGAUCAAUGUAAACCUGGUCUCUGGUGGUAGACCACAGGCUGAAAGACGAGAAUAAAAAAGGUGGAUAUUUGUUCUGUGACUUCAAAAAACAAAUGUCUGUGGAUACACUCGUGUCGCUGAAACUUCACAUGUUCUGACUAUUUCCUGAGUGUUACCUGUCUGUCACAAACAUACAUCUAACACGUAUGUUACAGUUAAUAUAAUCUGAAACCCCCUUUGGCUCAUUACGGUACAGUGAUGCUGAUGAUCGCCCAAAACACAAGAACCAAGCAUGUCGUCUGUGUGUAGUUUUUUCUGUAGGUAUUUUUUUUUAUUGGUGAAGUAUUUCUGUUCUGGUGAUUUGUUUUCUCUCCUGUUUGUUUGCCAAUAAUUUCUCAAACAAGGAUAAAGAUUGGAAACCAUUACAUUAAAUAAUAAAUGAACUAUCGAAAAGUGAUUUCAGGAAAAAAACAAAAAAACAAAAAAAAAACCACAACAGAUAUAUAAAAAAUAAAAGAAACGUUGCUCUACUUUGUUCAUAGAAAUGCUUCUACCUUUUAUUGCUACUGGAAGUUGAAAAAGGCAAGAGGAUGAAGAGAAGUAAUAGAAGUACAGGAAGACAUCAUCAGUUCACAGAAUGAGCUGAUCAUAGUCGGCAGUGUUUCCUAUUUCUACUCUACCAUGCGUUCAAAUUAAAGGAAAUGACUGAAAACUAUUUUACACAUAGAAAAAGUACAUGAUAUGAACUUGUCACCACCUCCUUCUUCAACGUUUUUGUUUGUUUGUUUGUUUGUUUUCGAUCGCCAUCAAACAAAAUCCAAAUCAAAAUGGCCCCGCAUUCAUCCAACUCUCCGCUGCCUUUUCUCCACAUCUGAGCUGUUUCUCCCCCUGGAAAUAUUUCCGGACAUCACCACAAAAACACAAAGUGGAGGCAGAGCACAGCAAAAUGUUUAGAUGGUUUUUGUUUCUUUUUUUUUUUGGGAUGAAUUUCCUUGGGGAAGAGUAAAAAAAAAAAAAAAAACGUUGCCCCAGAUAUUUCAACACGGGGGAGAACAAAACAGGAUAUAAAUAAAAAGCAACUUCAGCCUGUUA
This is a messenger RNA of Lates calcarifer (barramundi perch), 5007 nucleotides long. Its product is annotated as leucine-rich repeat-containing protein 3. Lineage: Eukaryota; Metazoa; Chordata; Actinopteri; Centropomidae. The record is from RefSeq and is a predicted model, not a curated record. The transcript has 3 exons. Gene Ontology annotation, molecular function: protein binding. Gene Ontology annotation, cellular component: extracellular matrix. The coding region runs from base 1210 to 2067 and encodes 285 amino acids.